Betta splendens (Siamese fighting fish) is the source of this 1477-nucleotide messenger RNA. RefSeq lists its product as uncharacterized. Gene Ontology annotation, biological process: T cell activation; interleukin-15-mediated signaling pathway; positive regulation of ERK1 and ERK2 cascade. The record is from RefSeq and is a predicted model, not a curated record. Gene Ontology annotation, molecular function: MHC class II protein binding; protein tyrosine kinase binding. The transcript is spliced from 7 exons. NCBI's taxonomy places the organism in Eukaryota, Metazoa, Chordata, Actinopteri, Anabantiformes, Osphronemidae. Gene Ontology annotation, cellular component: external side of plasma membrane; membrane raft. The coding region runs from base 539 to 1384 and encodes 281 amino acids.
UUUGCAGGUCGCUCCGUUGGAGACAUGUGUUCCCUCUGUUCUCCAGCAGGAGGCGAUCACGUCACCACGUCAACGAGCAGCAGAGACCAGACGCUGAUCUCAGACCAGCUCAGGUUGAUCGGAGGCGAAGGCAGCAGGCCUCACGUCUCUGUCUCAGAGUAACAGUCGCUGUGAGGAAGUAACACUGAUGCUUCAGGCUGAUAGAGACGCUCAGCGACGUGUUUCUGACUAAGGCUCAAACCCACUUCAGAGCCAGAACGAGCAGCAACAGCUGUUCCUAUCGAACGCGUGUGUGGGUCCGAUCACAAUGUGACGCGUCUUAGUUUGGUUUGAGUCUUUACUGAAGCCUGUUCCAUCACAUCCGCUCACAAUGAACCUCACCUCGACCUCUGACCACAUGAGGGAGGAGUCUGUGAACCGACAGGAUGUGUCUUCAUCUGAGUGAUGGAGGCGACCAUGAGGAAGUGAGACCUGACUAAGCAUAAACCACAUCAGUGCUGAAGAGGCUCCAGUUUCCAGCAGCAGAGACGGAGGCACCAUGGUUGGACACACAUGGAUCCACAGCUUGUUAAUAGUGACAGGGCUUCAGUUCACAGGAGCUGCUUUGAUCAGACGUGGAGACGACGUCUCGUUCCCUUGUAACAAUCUGAUCCCUGAUCAGAGUCAGUGUAACACCACCACCUGGCUCUACAGUGUCUCAGGACCAGCACUAGUGGAGCUGGUUACACUUGGGAAGAUUAGAGAAAACGAUGCAUCUAAAUCCAACAGACUGAGUUUAACAGAGAACUGUUCUCUGGUCAUAAAGCAGAUCACAGAUCAGGAUGCUGGUCGUUACACCUGCAGACAGUAUAAUAAAUCAGGACGACAACAAGGUGUAGAUGCUGCUGUUGACUUGUCUGUUGUUACCUUGACUCAACAUGAACACGAUGAUGAGGUGACGUUAAACUGUCACGUGUGGACGAAUAGUCAGUGCAGACACACAGUAAAGUGGCUGUUUGAGGAUAAAGACCUGGAAAAGACUUCAAUAAAGUCAUCAGAGUCUCUCUGUGACGCUGCUGUUACUUUUAGUAGAAGUUCCUUCUAUUCAUCGCGCUCCAUUACUUCAUUUACGUGUGAAGUGAGAGAUGGUCACAAUCAUCAAAGCUCCACCUUCAACCUUCAGCCUCAAGGUGACGACAAACCACCAGCAACAGGUGGAGGUCUGUGGAGGAACGUCGUGGUCUCGGUGGCUGUAACGUCUCUGGUGGUGGUGGUGGUCACAGUCCACGUGUGGACCAGAGCUGAAGGGAACAAAGGGACGGAUCAAGCAGUUCACGGUGAUGAAGACGAUGGUGAAGGUGCAGCGACGUAUGAAAACGCCAGAGACUCGUCUGCUUCAGUCUGAGCAACGACGGCAUCAACUCACCACGCGCAUUCAUCCUGCUGCGUCUGAGUCUCUGUUCUGUUGUUAAACCAUGAAUAAAGCAUCAGACGUUUA